Messenger RNA from Microplitis mediator, 666 nucleotides. Its product is annotated as metalloproteinase inhibitor 3-like. Gene Ontology annotation, biological process: negative regulation of membrane protein ectodomain proteolysis; negative regulation of endopeptidase activity. Bases 155 to 586 code for a protein of 143 amino acids. The transcript has 4 exons. The record is from RefSeq and is a predicted model, not a curated record. NCBI's taxonomy places the organism in Eukaryota, Metazoa, Arthropoda, Insecta, Hymenoptera, Braconidae. Gene Ontology annotation, cellular component: extracellular matrix. Gene Ontology annotation, molecular function: protease binding; metalloendopeptidase inhibitor activity.
CAACAAAAUAGAAGAUAUCAUGAAUAUAAAUGAAUGGAGACAGUAUAUAAAGACGUUAUUUCAAAUAGUGAUCAUUACUCGAAGUUAAUCUAUACUGACUUCAUAAAAUAUUUUUAUAAGAAAUUAUCUGUUGAGGAUUUUUAAAUCAUUGAAAAUGAAAAGAUUCUUGAUACUAUUUUUUUUGAGUUCAUUAACAAUUGAUUACACAAAUGGGUGCAGUUGUGCUGGCUUUCCACUUCAAACUUUGUUUUGCAAUUCUGACUUUGUUGUUAAAAUAAAAGUUACGGAUACUGGAAAAACGCAAGAACCAAUAAAUAACAUAUACCACGUCGAUAUACUAGAAACUUACAGAGCAAAUCCUGAAGCAGUAGAAGCACUCAAUCUUAAAUACUUACUUACUCAUCCAGACGAAGGCAUGUGUGGUCUUCCACUUAAACGUGACCAAGUUGCUGUUGUUGGAGGGAAAAUAAUUGAUGGCAAGCCAGAAAUUAGUUUCUGUAAUCUGCAUAUACAAAAUCCUCAAAAAAUUGAAGCUGAGUCUGUUAAUCUUCGUGAAAAUUUUUCUAAAAAUUGUGCUACAGCAUAAGCUAAUCAAAUCUUCUAUUGUACAAAAAAAAAAUUUUAUACUACAAGAUUUGUUUGAAACAAAAAUUUAAUAAAAUUGAA